GCGAAUGGCCCCAGUCAAGAGGAGCGUGCCGUUCUCUCUCGUCUCCUGGAGGUUGAAGACGGUACUGUCCAUUGAGAGUGUCCCACAGCAGCAGAAUCUCUUACCUGCUGGGUGUUGACGUCAUGAACGGACAGGACUUCAGGGGGAGAACAGGGCAACAGACUCCAGAAUAGUCCGUAUGCAGUCAGAAUCAGCGACCACAGCUCGACGAACAUAUCUGGAGGGUUUGCAAGCAUGGCGGAGCCGGGCCAUAUAGAGGUGACAGUAAAGACCUUGGAUUCUCAGAGCAGAAGUUACACCGUUUCGGGACAGAUGACAGUGAGAGAGUUUAAGGAGCACAUCGCCUCCUCAGUGGAGAUCCCUGUGGACAAGCAGAGGCUGAUCUACCAGGGCCGGGUGCUGCAGGAUGAGAAGACACUGGCCGAGUACAAUGUGGAGGGGAAGGUUAUUCACCUGGUCGAGCGGGCUCCUCCUCAGACCUCCCACUCGGGGGGUGGGGCUGGGGGCGUGUCAGGGAUGGGUGGGGCAGCGGAGGGGGUGGGGCCCUCCUCCCACUCCUCCACCUCCACCGGCACCGCCCAGGGGGGGCCUCAUGACCGAAACGCCAACAGCUACGUCAUGCUGGGGACCUUCAACCUUCCUGUCAACAUCAUGGACCCUCAGCAGAUACAGAUGUCGGUGCAACAGAUGAUGGCAGGUGUGGGUGAGGGUGGCAGGACAGCCAGAGUCAGCAGCAGCACAGGAGUGAGCGACCCUCAAACCUGCUUAAAAUCUCCCUCUAAUCUCCUUCAAACCUACUUAAAAUCUCCCUCAAACCUACCAGCCGACACUGUGAACUACGCCCACGCAGUGGCCCUGAACGCGUGCGUGAGCUGCAUUGUGAAGCCCGUCUCUGCCGCCCCCUCUCAGACGGUGCAGGGGGAGGGGCCGCCCCUCUCUCUCUCUGAGGCGGUCAGCCGGGCUGCGCGCUCCGCUGGGGUCCGGCCCGUCAGCGCCACCGACAGCCUGCAGGAGGAGCUAGAGAGCCCUGAGCUACAGGAGGCCUACACAGAGCAGGUGAAGAGUGACAUGAGGAAGAGGUUGAGGGAGGAUCCAGACUUCAGCGCUCAGCGCUUCCCAGCACACACCGGGCCUUCUUCUCCGACUCCUAACCCCAGUGGCUGUCGCACGUGUCAAUCACUCUGACCCGCCCCCGUCGUUCCCGCCUCUGCGGCCGAAAAUAGCUCCAGCUCCUACGCCUAACUGUCCGUUCUGUGUCCCGCCCCUUUCCUGCUUCUGUCAGAUGUACCAGUAGGCCUGCCAGCUCAUUGGACAGCACUUCUGUCAAUCAUAAUCCUUGUCUCUCAUUGGGCAUAGUUAGGCUGUAUGCAGCAGUAGCUCCCUCCCCUUUCUCUUUUUCAGUUGCCCUGAUUGGGCAGUUAACUUUUGGUCUGUGAUGCGACUGGCACAGCCAGAAGCGUCUGUUAAGAAGCUGGAGUGAUGGGCGUUGGUGAAGAGGAGAGAGAGGGAGAGCAGGAAAUGGAAAAGGAGAAAGUGAAAGAGGGAGAGGGUGUUCACUAAAUGAGUGAUAAGUAUCACUCAACUUGCUCAUCAGCUUUUGCCAUGAUUGACUCCUGUUGAUAACCACUCAACAGCUUCAUUGUGAUUGGCCAGCGUCUGGACUCCUGUUGAUUACCUGCUCAUCAGCUUUGUUGUGAUUGGCCAGCAUUAGGACUCCUGUCAGGUUGUCCUUCUCGAUGUCUUCACCGUGACUCUUGCACCAACCCCCUCUGUGCCAGGCUGUAGCUCUGAGUUCUGUCUGUAAAUUAAUACGCUGAAAACUAUACAGGGGUCUAAUAAGUAAACUAUGAUUGUAAGAUUUAAAUAUUAUACAGCGGGUCUUAUGGGUUCAGCAUCCACGCCAGACUACUGAUUUAGAGGUUUAAUUAUGCCAUUAAGAGUGAGAUACCGUUAGACAGGUCAUUAUGGCCCUUUAUUAACAACUCACUGUUUUGUUUAUUUGAACGAAACGCCAAGAUAAUGAACAUUUUAGGUGAACAAAAAAAAGGUGUCAACAUGAGGUGUGAUUUGAGGGCGUGUGUGUGAGGAAAGAGCGAUGUUUUUAACGUUACUCCCGUGUUUUUAACGUUACUCCCGUGCGAAUGUGGCCAGCCUGUCGGCCAUCUCUGUUGUAAAAAGUUCCAGGUCUCUCUUUUGCGUAUUAUUAGAAACUACUCUGAAAUAAAGAAGUUUAAACUCCGAGAAACAC
Molecule: messenger RNA, 2248 nt
Organism: Conger conger (European conger)
Lineage: Eukaryota; Metazoa; Chordata; Actinopteri; Anguilliformes; Congridae
Gene: bag6l
Product: BCL2 associated athanogene 6, like
Exons: 8
Coding region: 235-1185 (316 amino acids)
Cellular component (GO): BAT3 complex
Molecular function (GO): misfolded protein binding; polyubiquitin modification-dependent protein binding
Source: RefSeq, a predicted model, not a curated record